GUCACCAUACCAUACCAUACCAUUCCCACCCCUAUCCUUUCUCUCUCUCUCUAUUUCUCUCUCUGUCACAUAUAAAACCCUCUCCACCCCUUCCCAUUUCCCUCAUUCACUCGUAUCUUCAUUCCUUCCCAUUUUUAUUUUCUCCCUAAGCACUCUCUCAAUCUUCCAGCCAUGGGAGCAGCGAUUCUCCCAGAUCUCGGAACUGAGAUUCUCAUUCCCGUCUGCGCGGUCAUUGGAAUCGCCUUCGCCCUCUUCCAGUGGCUCCUCGUCUCCAAGGUCAAACUCUCUGCCGUCAGAGACGCUUCUCCCAACGCCGCCGCCAAGAAUGGCUACAACGACUACCUCAUCGAAGAAGAGGAGGGCAUCAACGACCAUAACGUCGUUGUCAAAUGCGCCGAAAUACAGAACGCCAUUUCCGAAGGAGCAACCUCUUUCCUUUUUACUGAAUACAAGUAUGUAGGAAUCUUCAUGGUGGCUUUUGCCAUUUUGAUAUUCCUCUUCCUUGGUUCAGUGGAGGGAUUCAGCACAAGCCCCCAGGCUUGCACAUACGAUAAAACUAAAACGUGUAAGCCAGCACUGGCAACGGCUAUUUUCAGCACCAUAUCUUUCCUGCUUGGUGGCGUCACAUCACUUGUUUCUGGAUUCCUUGGAAUGAAAAUUGCAACUUACGCCAAUGCAAGAACCACCUUGGAGGCAAGAAAGGGUGUUGGGAAGGCCUUCAUUACGGCUUUUAGAUCUGGUGCUGUUAUGGGUUUUCUCCUAGCCGCAAAUGGUCUUCUAGUUCUUUACAUUGCCAUCAACUUGUUUAAGAUCUAUUAUGGUGAUGACUGGGGUGGUCUUUUUGAGGCCAUAACUGGUUAUGGUCUCGGUGGGUCUUCUAUGGCUUUGUUUGGAAGAGUUGGUGGAGGUAUUUAUACCAAGGCUGCUGAUGUUGGUGCUGAUCUCGUUGGCAAGGUUGAGAGAAACAUUCCCGAAGAUGAUCCAAGAAAUCCAGCUGUGAUUGCUGACAAUGUUGGUGACAAUGUCGGAGAUAUAGCUGGUAUGGGAUCUGAUCUGUUUGGUUCAUAUGCGGAGUCAUCUUGUGCUGCACUUGUUGUUGCUUCCAUCUCCUCAUUUGGGUUGAAUCAUGAGUUUACUGCAAUGCUCUACCCUCUCAUUGUCAGUUCUGUGGGUAUCCUUGUUUGUUUGCUCACCACCUUAUUUGCAACUGACUUCUUUGAGAUCAAGGCUGUGAAGGAGAUUGAGCCUGCAUUGAAAAAACAGCUUGUUAUUUCCACUGUGCUGAUGACUAUUGGGGUUGCAGUUGUUAGUUUUGUUGCACUUCCAACUUCCUUCACUAUCUUCAAUUUUGGUGUGCAGAAAGACGUCAAGAGCUGGCAGCUAUUUUUGUGUGUUGCUGUUGGUCUUUGGGCAGGACUUAUUAUCGGAUUUGUAACUGAGUACUAUACUAGUAACGCAUAUAGUCCUGUUCAAGACGUUGCUGACUCCUGCAGAACUGGUGCUGCAACUAAUGUUAUAUUUGGCCUUGCCUUAGGAUACAAGUCUGUUAUCAUUCCAAUUUUUGCUAUAGCAAUUAGUAUUUUUGUUAGUUUCACCUUUGCUGCCAUGUAUGGUAUUGCCGUUGCUGCACUUGGGAUGCUGAGUACCAUUGCCACUGGGUUGGCCAUAGACGCAUAUGGUCCAAUCAGUGACAAUGCUGGAGGUAUUGCUGAGAUGGCUGGCAUGAGUCACAGAAUUCGUGAGAGAACUGAUGCUCUUGAUGCUGCUGGUAACACUACAGCUGCAAUUGGGAAGGGCUUUGCCAUUGGUUCUGCCGCCCUUGUAUCUCUGGCCCUUUUUGGUGCCUUUGUGAGCCGAGCAUCUAUUACGACUGUUGACGUGUUGACUCCAAAGGUUUUCAUUGGUUUAAUUGUGGGGGCAAUGCUUCCUUACUGGUUUUCUGCCAUGACCAUGAAGAGUGUGGGAAGUGCUGCUCUGAAGAUGGUUGAGGAAGUGCGCAGGCAAUUCAAUACCAUCCCAGGGUUGAUGGAGGGAACUGCCAAGCCUGACUAUGCUACGUGUGUUAAGAUCUCUACUGAUGCUUCCAUUAAAGAAAUGAUUCCACCUGGUGCUCUUGUCAUGCUUACACCUCUUGUUGUUGGGAUCCUUUUUGGUGUCGAAACACUUUCUGGUGUCCUUGCUGGAUCUUUGGUAUCUGGUGUACAGAUUGCCAUCUCUGCAUCCAACACCGGCGGUGCAUGGGAUAAUGCAAAGAAGUACAUUGAGGCUGGUGCUUCUGAGCAUGCCAGAAGCCUUGGUCCAAAAGGGUCAGAUUGCCACAAGGCAGCAGUUAUUGGUGACACCAUUGGAGACCCUCUCAAGGAUACAUCUGGUCCCUCACUUAACAUCCUUAUCAAGCUGAUGGCAGUUGAGUCUCUUGUUUUUGCCCCCUUCUUUGCUACCCAUGGUGGUUUACUCUUCAAGAUCUUCUAAAGAGUUGAGAGAAAAGAGCAUCGUUCAUCAAUUUUCUACUAUGAUGGCAGAACAAGGAAAAUCCGUCCUUUUACCACCAUGCCUUUACUUUUUUGUUAGUCUUUUAACUCAUCUGUCAUGUCGACUUCAUUGUUUUUGAAACAGUAUAUUUUGUCACUCAUUUGUAGUUUUAAGAAACUUCAUUAGGGAGUCUGCAGCAAAAUUUUCCUUGUUACGUGGAGUUUCAUGAUGAUGACGAUGAUUAUACUAUUUUCCGCGCGAACCAUUUCUCAGA
Vigna umbellata (rice bean) is the source of this 2746-nucleotide messenger RNA. The record is from RefSeq and is a predicted model, not a curated record. Lineage: Eukaryota; Viridiplantae; Streptophyta; Magnoliopsida; Fabales; Fabaceae.